AUGGCAUCAAGCUCUGUCACGUCGGCGGCACGUGGGUUUUACUCAUCCUGGACAAAAAAAGAAAACAAGAAAUUUGAGGAGGCAUUAGCCUACUAUGACCAGGACACACCAGACCGUUUUGAGAAGGUAGCGAGGGCUGUUGGUGGUGGGAAAACAGCUGAGGAAGCAAGAAGACUCUAUGAGCUACUCGUGCGAGAUGUCAAGAAAAUAGAAGCUGGUCAAGUCCAAAUACCCCUCUACAAGAACGUGGGUUGUAAUGGCAGAGGGUAUGCUGACCAGAAGAGUAAAAUGUUCACGAAGUCGGUUAAGCUACGAAGCUUAUUCAUGCGUGAGAAAAUCCAAGACCGCUUGAGGAGAAAUGUAUUCGCCGACGACUAA
Messenger RNA from Cucurbita moschata (crookneck pumpkin), 378 nucleotides. Its product is annotated as protein RADIALIS-like 3. The coding region runs from base 1 to 378 and encodes 125 amino acids. The record is from RefSeq and is a predicted model, not a curated record. Gene Ontology annotation, molecular function: DNA-binding transcription factor activity. Lineage: Eukaryota; Viridiplantae; Streptophyta; Magnoliopsida; Cucurbitales; Cucurbitaceae. The transcript is spliced from 2 exons.